Molecule: messenger RNA, 9290 nt
Organism: Nymphaea colorata (pocket water lily)
Lineage: Eukaryota; Viridiplantae; Streptophyta; Magnoliopsida; Nymphaeales; Nymphaeaceae
Product: photosystem II CP47 reaction center protein
Exons: 1
Coding region: 7075-8601 (508 amino acids)
Biological process (GO): photosynthesis, light reaction; photosynthesis; photosynthetic electron transport in photosystem II
Cellular component (GO): membrane; photosystem II
Molecular function (GO): chlorophyll binding
Source: RefSeq, a predicted model, not a curated record
AUUAAAUAUUAAAAAUAUUAAGUUAUAUUAAGUAAGUGAAAAUAAGAAAGAGUCGUUAUCGGUUCGUUCCAAAACGGAUCCAAUUGAAAAGGAAAAGCAAUGAUCCAAGUUGGAAUGAUUUUAAAAUCCAAUUCUUCUUUCUAUCCCAUAGUUUUCCAUGAAAGAGAAUUUCAUUUGUGAAUGAAGUUACAAGACAGAGUUCGUAUUACUAUACGAGUUGUUCAAUCAAUUUGUUGAUUCGGAAUCACGAGAUCAGUAGAUGUCACAGACGAGGAAUUCAUAAGGAAUUCAUAGUAAGGUAAAUUUACUAUUGAUUUUUCCUUCGUCACAUCACGUUUGUUAGUCCUGUUUAUAAUGAAAUGACUGAGAAAUCAAAAGAAAACAAAUUAAAUUAGGACUAACUCUUUCAAUUUGGAUUUUUUCUUAUCAUCGUAGCUCGGUAUCUCGCAAAAACGGAAACUUAGGCAAGUGCUUUAUAAACAUAUGUAUAAAAAGAACGUAUCUCAUUUAGUUCCUUCAUGCCUACUAUAGCUAGUUAUUUCGGUUUUCUACUGACUGCUUCAACUAUAACCCCAGCUCUAUUUAUUGGUCUGAGCAAGAUACGACUUAUUUGAAAUUAAUUGAAUGAACAAUCAAAUCAGAAAAAUGAGAAUUUUAAAAUUCAGAUUUCUGUAAGAUUCCAUUCCAGGUAUUCUAUGGUUUUGACUUCCAGCAUCAAUUGAAAAUUCGUGGACGUUGAGAUUACUGGGUGAUGCAGAUUAUUAUUUGGAUUAGAGAUAGAUAUUACCUUUUCUCCCCUUUCAAACAAGACAACAAAUCGAAAUGAUUGAAGUUUUUUUAUUUGGAAUCGUGUUAGGUCUAAUUCCUAUUACUUUAGCCGGAUUGUUUGUAACUGCAUAUUUACAAUACAGACGCGGCGAUCAGUUGGACUUUUGAUUGAGUAAGAUUUCUUUUUUCUUGUCAUUGACCUCCUAUCCUUGACCCUCAGGAGGUCAAAUUGAAUUCGAUUGAUGUUCGCAAUUCAAGUUAAUGUGAUUCGAUACAAAGUAGCAUCACGCUCUGUAGGAUUUGAACCUACGACAUCGGGUUUUGGAGACCCGCGUUCUACCAAACUGAACUAAGAGCGCUUUAUCACGACAAGAGAUAAUCUUUUCCCAAUACUUCUUAGCUUGCAUAUAGUAUCAUUAAAUGAUACUAAUGAUCAUGCCAUCCCCAAUUUCAAUUGAUCCCAUGUUACUGCCUGUAAGAUAAGUAAUAGGUAGGGAUGACAGGAUUUGAACCCGUGACAUUUUGUACCCAAAACAAACGCGCUACCAAACUGCGCUACAUCCCUUUCAAUUGUUGUACAGUGUCAUUGUAGAGAAUCCCUGUCUUCUUUUCCACACCGUUAUUUCCUUUAAAUAUAUCUAUAUACAUUUCUCUUGCCAUUUUUUCUUUUUGGUCUCAUAACAUAAAAUAAAAGAGUUAGAAUUAUGUAUAUAUGAAAUCCAAGGUGAAAUACAACGUAUAAAAGAAUGAGUAUUUAUAUGCUCAAGAACAAAAAAAAAAUAACGGAACGGGGCACUUACUUUUUCUUUUAUUCAGGGGCAGGAGUAUCUCAUCUACUGGAUCGUUGUACAUAUCCAUUUUAGUUAAUUAAGGAUUCCGCACACAAAUACAAGUGAUCCACAACUAUAUAUAUAAUAUAUCUGAUCAUAUAUGUGUUAAAUAAAGAAGGAGGAUUUUCAAUGCGAGAUAUCAAAACAUACCUUUCCGUAGCGCCUGUGCUAACUACUCUAUGGUUCGGUUCUUUAGCAGGUCUAUUGAUAGAGAUCAAUCGUUUAUUCCCAGAUGCGUUGACAUUCCCCUUUUUUUCAUUCUAGUUAUCGGUGUGGUAUUAUCGAUGUGGUAGAAGAUGUUGGCUAACAAUAGCAAUAAAUUCUCUGUUUGUUAAAUAGCCCCUGUCCCUCCCUUCACUUUUGUUGAGUAGGGAAAUAGAAAGAAUAAAAGUGAAUUAAACCUCAGCAAAACUCGGAUUCGGGGUAGAAGAAAUAGAGGGAGAACAGAAAUAGAAAUGUGGAUCUAGGCUUGGAUAUUCAAGAUUAGAUAAGAUACUUAAAUUAAGUGAUACUGAAAUAAAAUACUGAGAUUAGGAAUAGUAAUUGAAUUGUAGUAAAUAGUUGUAUUACGUAUUACUCUAUUCUAUUGAUUACAACUUGCAACGAAAUCUUUCAUAAUUAGAUUUCCAGUUAGCAACUUCUAUUUUUUUCCUUUCUCCUUUCUUCUUCUUCGGAUUGAAGAAGAGAAGAAAGAGUUGGGGGAAUCCAAAAUACAAAGGAGGUUUAUGCCCAAGGGUAAAAAUCCCAGAGUUACGGUUAUUUUGGAAUGUACCAGUUGUGUCCGAAAUGGUGCCGAUAAGAAGAAGGAAUCACCGGGCAUUUCCAGAUAUAUUACUCAAAAGAAUCGACACAAUACACCUGGUCGAUUGGAAUUGAAGAAAUUCUGUCCCUAUUGUUACAAACAUACGAUUCACGGGGAGAUAAAGAAAUAGAUUGAAUGCGGUGUUGCCUUGCGUGUGCCAACAUUUUAAGGAACGGGAAGGAAUUACAUAUAACAUAUCUAGGAGCAAAUAAAAUGCCAUUUCGGGCGGAUCCGAGAUGAAUGAAGAAAUGGUAUUUUAGAGAAGAAAUGGUAUUUUAGAGAUAAGGAAUAAACCAUGGAGAAAUUCAAGCGACCCUUUCGUAAAUCCAAGCGAUCUUUUCGUAGGCGUUUGCCCCCAAUUGGGUUGGGGGAUCGAAUUGAUUAUAGAAACAUGAGUUUAAUUAGUCGAUUUAUUAGUGAACAAGGAAAAAUAUUACCUAGGCGAGUGAAUAGAUUGACCUUGAAACAACAACGAUUAAUUACUAUUGCUAUAAAACAAGCUCGUAUUUUAUCUUUGUUACCUUUUCUUAAUAAUGAGAAACAAUUUGAGAGAGCCGAGUCGAUUUCUAGAACUACCGGCACUAGAACCAGAAAAAAAUAGAAAUAGGACCACUCUUCAAUCGAAUCAGAACUCAAAUCAUAACUCAAAUUGAUGUGAUACUUUGUUCGUAAGAUCCGGAGCUCAUAUUCAAUUGUCGUGUCGGAAGAAAAAAGAAAGAAUGGGGGAAGAAGACCCAUUUCUUUAUUGAAAUGGGUUCGUUCAUUCCUACUACAUUUUAUUUUCCUUUACAUUGCUAUUUUGACUCUACCUUCCCGGGGUCAUUCUCCGGGAAACUCUGUUUCAUUUCAAUUAUUCCGUCGGACUCCUCCCGAUCAAUCUCCUUAUUUAAGGAUAUCAUUGGAAAUCAUGUAAAGGCAAUUCCUAUUUGAUAUAGCUAUUUGUGCAAGUAUUUUACGAUUAAGAAGGAGCUGCUUCUUGCGCAGAUCGUGUAUUAAUCGACUAUAGGGUACCCCAUUCUCGCGGGUUACUGCAUUUAUCCGAGUGAUCCACAAACGACGAAAAUCUCGCUUUUGCCUUCCUCUACCCCUAUGGCUGGAAACCAAAGCCCUUAUUUUCUGUUGAGUAGCAGUUCGAGUAAGUCUUGAAUGAGCUCCUCGAAAGCUUGAUGCAAAUAAACGAAUUUUCCUUCGACGCCUCCGCGCAAUAUAUCCACGUCUAACUCUUGUCAUAGUUUAAAAUGGGACUUUGAUGAAUAAGAUUUUCAUGAAUAACUAAUUGAUUUUCAUUUCUUUUCUUUCAGUCAUUCUUUUUCCUUCUCUUGGUCUAAGCAAAACGGAUUCUUCCGGUGUAUAAAAUAAAAAUUCCGAUGGCUUUCUUUUGCUACUAUAACCUUCCCAACCACGAUUUGUUAUUUCUUACAGGCAGUUCAUUUCCCCAUGAAUAAAUAGUGGGUUCCAUCGUUUCUAUGGUUACUUCUUAAACGGCGAGGUCCUAUCUAUACACCGGAGCCCUUUCCCUCAUUUAAUCAAUGUUAUUGGUAACUUGUACAGUUCACACCAUUUGGCUCUACCCAUGAAUUAGCCAGUAAUAGGUCUUUUCACAACGAGAUCUAUCCAUACAGUGACGGUAUUUAAUUAUGAAGGUUGGCUAGGUAGCUGACCCUAUCAGUCCGUUCUUUCAUAAGUAAGAGCACCAAUAUAACUUUAUGCUUUUUAAAUACUAUUUCCCCGCUUAAUGGAUAACCAUUCGCUACCAAUGAGGAAUCGCUUUUCAUCCCAAAUUCAAAUCAAGGCGAUUGGAUUUGCACCAAUGGAAACCAUAAAUUCCAUACACAAUAGAGGUAUAUGAUAGAUUAGAUCUUUUUUAAAAAUGUAGUUCUUCCAUUCUACCCCAUUCAUUUUCAUUGGCACUGGUCAUUGAUACUGGAAAAAUGGUUUAGUUUAGGUCACAGUUCAUGAUCUGAACGAGUCACACAUACACCCUAGUACAUGUUCCUCUACGCUGAGGGCAUCCUCGAAGAGCAGGAGAUUUCGUGACAUUUCUCAUUGGCUGUCUUGUGUUUCUAAUAAGUUGUUUAAUAGUUGGCAUGCUGAAUCGUAUAUAGAAUCGGUUGGUUUAGAUCGAUCCUAACCUGAUGAUUAUGAAUUACUUUCAUUUGAGUUGAAGAUUCUACUUCGAACCAUGGUUCGAAGUAGAAUUACCGAUUUACACAAAAUCCGCGCUAUUUUCGACUGCUACAAGAUCAACAAUGCCAUGAGCUUGGGCUUCUGUUGCUGACAUAAAAACAUCCCUUUCCAUGUCUUCAGAUACAACCCAUAAAGGUUUGCCCGUUCUUUGUACAUAAACUCUUGUUAGUAUUUCGCGAAGUUUCAACAGUUCUUCCGCUUCCAGGAUAAAUUCUCCUGCUUGUGCCUCAUAAAAAGAACUAGCAGGUUGGUGGAUCAUAACCCUGAUUAUAAUAUGUCAUAAUGAACGAUUCCUCUAUCUCGCAAAAUGGAGCGAAAAGAAUAAAUAAAAAUAAAAAAAGAUAGAAAACCGUACAGGCAAUUUUUGCACAUUGCAUACGGCUCCGCAAUGGAAUCUACUCUUCUCUUACAUCAAAGAAAGAGACAAAUAGAUCUAUCAGAUCCAAAUCGUUGGAUGAUCCAUUUACCACCCUUCUCCUCGUAGGAACAAAAAAAUACUAUGAUGGUUCCGUUGCUUUAGAUAAUAUAUUCAUCUCUCUUCUAUGAUUCAGCAAUCCCAAAGUUUCUUUCUGGUCUGAGUCUGAUUAAAUAAGAAAAAUGAUAAGGAAAAUGAUCCCUUUCUUUUCAUGCUUAGAAAUAUUCAGACUCAUGUUGUGUAAGGAAAAGGGGUUGUUUGUGACGCUGAAAUGGACCCCCGAUAAAUAACAUAGGAAUAAGAUCAAAUCGGGACUAACCUUUUGUUUCAUACUACUAUCUCGAUACAUAAUCAUGUUAUGAAGAAGCAAUAAUGAUUUGCUCAUAUCGAACUAAACGUGCCAUGCUAUUAUUACUUAUAUAUUCCAUAUGGCGAAGGCAUAGUCUUAUUUUUUCUUCAAGUCAAAUAAAAACUCAUUGGCGCCGAGCGUGAGGGAAUGCUAGACGUUUGGUAAAUUCUCCUCCGACCAGGAUGAAAGAUCCCAUCGAAGCGGCUAAUCCCAUGCAUAUUGUAUGUACGUCUGGUGGAACAAUUUGCAUAGCAUCAUAAAUAGCUAUUCCCGGUAUUACCCAUCCGCCGGGAGAAUUUAUAAACAAAUAGAGAUCCCUGGUAUUAUCUUCCAUACUGAGAUAUACCAUGAGACCAACAAGUUGAUUCGAGAUCUCGCUAUCAACGCCUUGGCCUAAAAAAAGUAAUCUUUCUCGAUGAAGUCGGUUGAUUAGGAAAAAUUGUAUCCCCGCAGAACCGUACACGCACCUUUCGAUACAUACGGUUCAAAAAAGUUCGAAAAAAAAAUAAUCAAUGUGUCGAUUCCAGACCUAUUCUUUUUGAGUUUAGGCGUUUUCCUGACGAAGGGGUUUAUUUUCAUUUGCAUUUUCCACAAAAAUUAGUUUUGGUUUGCCCUCCUAACCUACAAAAAAGAAUUCACUGAACAUCUUUUUAUUGAUGUAUUCUUUUGAUUGAUGUAUUGUUUCAUCGAGAUCCAAAUCGCGAUGCCAUUUUCUUGUUCCUGAAUGGGCCUCUUCACUUAUUUUAGGUUUAUGCUCUACUCCGGGUAAAGAUUCGCCCGAAUUCCAUUUGCACAUAUAGGACAAAUGACCCCAGUACCACUUAUUUUUUUCUUACGACUUUUUUAUGCCUUCCACCAACCAAGUAUUCGAUGUAUUCAUCACAUUUAUAUUUAUUAGUGGUUUGAGAUCACUCCUAUGGUCUUAUUUCUGAUAGAUGAUAGAAGUUGUAAUCAAUAUUACCCAUUUGGUAUUUUCUGAACGGAGCCUGGAUACUUCAUUUUAUUGUUCCAAGUCAACCAUAGAUUAUUCUAAUUGAUAAGAUAAUAUUUAUCUUUCAAACGAAUUGAUCCAUUUGCACAUUUCACGCUCCGAAUUAUUGAAUUGAUUUGAUGAUUCAAUCAAUCUUUCUUAGGCGAAAGAGAGUAUAUCUCGAUCAGGGGAGAGAACGGGGAAAUCCCAUAUGACCCAAUAUGUCCGACAAGUCGCACUAUAUGUCAACCCAAACUGCAUCUUCCUCUCCAGGACUCCGAAAAGGGACUUUUGGAACACCAAUGGGCAUUACAUUAAAGAAAACGGGGUUAAGUACUAUACUUCACUUUGAUGUGGAAACGUAACAAUGGGUUUAUUGUCCUCAUAAUAUUUUUGUUUAUCAUAUUUUAUACAUAGAUUGGAAGACUCAUGUAGGAAGACAGAAUGAAAAAAAGAAAAUUCUUAGGGACGGAGCGGAUCCUUCGAAUGAUGAACAAGUAUCUAAUGGAUUCACUUAAAAAAAUGGGACCAAUCCCCCCAUUGCGUAUUGGUACUUAUCGGGUAUAAAAUAAAUCUGCUUCUCUUUGUUCCUGCGAACAGAACGGAAUUGUUCCAUUAUUACUAUCACCUGCGGCACGUAAUAAAUGUGAACCCUUGCACCGAGAUAAUCACUGAAUGAGGUCCAUAGCAUAGUCUUUUCCAAUGUGACAAAGUUACAUAGUGUCUAUUUUUCUUUGAUGAAGGGGUAUUUCCAUGGGUUUGCCUUGGUAUCGUGUUCAUACUGUCGUAUUGAAUGAUCCUGGUCGCUUGCUUUCUGUCCAUAUAAUGCAUACAGCUCUAGUUUCUGGUUGGGCCGGUUCUAUGGCUCUAUACGAAUUAGCUGUUUUUGAUCCCUCUGAUCCCGUUCUUGAUCCAAUGUGGCGACAAGGUAUGUUCGUUAUACCCUUCAUGACUCGUUUAGGAAUAACCAAUUCAUGGGGCGGUUGGAGUAUUACAGGAGGAACUGUAACCAAUCCGGGUAUUUGGAGUUACGAAGGUGUUGCCGGGGCACACAUUGUGUUUUCUGGCUUGUGCUUCUUGGCAGCUAUCUGGCAUUGGGUGUAUUGGGAUCUAGAAAUAUUCUGUGAUGAACGUACGGGAAAACCCUCUUUGGAUUUGCCCAAGAUCUUUGGAAUUCAUUUAUUUUUAUCUGGGGUGGCUUGCUUUGGGUUUGGUGCAUUUCAUGUAACAGGUUUGUAUGGCCCUGGAAUAUGGGUGUCUGAUCCUUAUGGGCUAACCGGAAAAGUGCAACCUGUAAGUCCUUCAUGGGGCGCGGAGGGUUUUGAUCCUUUUGUUCCGGGGGGGAUAGCUUCUCAUCAUAUUGCAGCGGGCACCUUGGGAAUAUUAGCGGGUCUAUUCCAUCUUAGUGUUCGCCCGCCCCAACGUCUAUACAAAGCAUUACGUAUGGGCAAUAUUGAAACUGUGCUUUCCAGUAGUAUCGCUGCUGUGUUUUUUGCAGCUUUCGUUGUUGCUGGAACUAUGUGGUAUGGUUCAGCGACUACUCCGAUCGAAUUAUUUGGUCCUACUCGUUAUCAGUGGGAUCAGGGAUAUUUCCAGCAAGAAAUAUAUCGAAGAGUUAACGCCGGGCUAGCUGAAAAUCUGAGUUUAUCGGAAUCUUGGUCUAAAAUUCCCGAUAAACUAGCUUUUUAUGAUUAUAUCGGUAAUAAUCCGGCGAAAGGAGGAUUGUUCAGAGCCGGCUCAAUGGACAACGGGGAUGGAAUAGCUGUUGGGUGGUUAGGACACCCUGUCUUUAGAGAUAAAGAGGGGCAUGAACUUUUUGUACGUCGUAUGCCUACCUUCUUUGAAACAUUUCCGGUAGUUUUGGUAGAUGGAGACGGAAUUGUGAGAGCCGAUGUUCCUUUUAGAAGGGCAGAAUCCAAGUAUAGUGUCGAACAAGUGGGUGUAACUGUUGAGUUCUAUGGUGGUGAACUCGAUGGAGUCAGUUAUAAUGAUCCUGCUACUGUGAAAAAAUAUGCUAGACGUGCCCAAUUGGGUGAAAUUUUUGAAUUGGAUCGCGCUACUUUGAAAUCCGAUGGUGUUUUUCGUAGUAGUCCAAGGGGUUGGUUCACUUUUGGACAUGCUUCGUUUGCUUUGCUUUUCUUUUUCGGCCACAUUUGGCAUGGUGCUAGAACCUUGUUCAGAGAUGUUUUUGCUGGUAUCGACCCAGAUUUAGAUGCUCAAGUGGAAUUUGGAACCUUCCAAAAACUGGGGGAUCCAACUACAAGGAGACAAGUAGUCUGAUACAACAUUUCUUUCAUAUGUCUAGCCUAUGUUUCAUAUAGGGUACUGGAGAAAUAUUAAUUCGAAUCAUCACCUAUUACUCUUGACCUUUACUUGUCUGGGAAAUGAUCCCAAAUGAACAGGUAUGGAAGCUAUAAUUGUAAAACACGAUCGAAUCUAUGGAAGCAUUGGUUUAUACAUUCCUGUUGGUCUCGACUCUGGGGAUAAUAUUUUUUGCUAUCUUUUUUCGAGAACCGCCUAAGGUUCCAAAUAAAAAGAUGAAAUGAUUUUUCAUUAUCUCAAUUGAAAUGAUGACCCUCCGAUGAGGAGGGUCAUCAUUUCAACUAGUCCCCGUGUUCCUCAAAUGGAUCUCUUAGUUGUUGAGAGGGUUGCCCAAAGGCGGUAUAUAAGGCAUACCCCGUAAAGCUUACAAGUAAACCAGAUAUGAAGAUGGCGACUAGAGUUGCAGUUUCCAUUAUUAAGUGAUUUCAAGACCACGAUGGAUCUACGAUAAGAUAGUUUAUUUACAACGGAAUCGUAUACAAAGUCAACAGAUCUCAAACAAUGCACGGAAUAGGAUUUAUGGCUACACAAACCAUUGAGGGUAGUUCCAGAUCUGGGCCAAGACGGACUAUUGUAGGCGAUUUAUUAAAACCAUUGAAUUCGGAAUAUGGUAAAGUAGCCCCUGGAUGGGGAACUACACCCCUUAU